Molecule: messenger RNA, 1169 nt
Organism: Trichosurus vulpecula (common brushtail)
Lineage: Eukaryota; Metazoa; Chordata; Mammalia; Diprotodontia; Phalangeridae
Gene: BCL2L15
Product: BCL2 like 15
Exons: 4
Coding region: 79-621 (180 amino acids)
Biological process (GO): regulation of apoptotic process
Cellular component (GO): cytosol; nucleus
Source: RefSeq, a predicted model, not a curated record
CUCACUUCCUGUUGAAGUGAAUGAACGCCACUUUGAUUACGGGAAAGGCUACCACUCAGCAAGGCAAACAGCUCUAAAAUGAAGACUCCCCAGACCUUUGAGGAACAAACUGAGUACAUUGUGGAACACCUGCUCUUUGAAUUCUUGGAUUCACCACCGGUGGCACAAGGCCGCAGCGUCCAUGAUUGUUACCCCCGAGUUGUCUUCCAAUCCCAAGGCGUGUAUAACAACAACGUCCCAGAUUUUGGUGAGCCACACUCUUUUGAUGUGACAAUCAUUGCUGCCCGUCUUAGAAUGCUAGGGGAUCAGUUCAAUGGAGAAAUGGAACAAUCUGCUAACAGAGUCAUCGAAGAAGUUACCAAGGGACAGGUAGUUGAUGUAUUACGGGACACAGUGAAAUCACUCAGUCAGACAUGGUGUGCCCAAGAGCCUAGCCUUGCCUAUGAGAGGGCCUUUCUGGCUGUGUCUGUGAAGCUGCUCCAGGUUGUCUGUCACAAAAUCCCUCAGAGGGCCAGUCAAUUAGCCGGACCCAUGAGGGAUAUGAUCAACGAGAACAUAGGUGUUCGACAGUAUAUCGAAGGGCAGGGUGGUUGGGAGAAUCUGAGACCAGUUCCCAAUUGACCAUUAUCUAAACCUUGACUGGCUGAUUGAACAUCCUCUGGUUAUAAAGAAAGAAAGAGUUCACUUAUUCAACACCUGAAUAUUAGCCAAGUGUAAUUACUCUUCUACAGAUUCCUAUGGGUAUGGAGCAAAUUCCUCACACCCACAGGCAUUUUUCAAUCUCUGUUUUAAUUUAUGAACAGACAAAAAUAGAUCUUCAAGACCGAAAGGAAGUCAUUCUUAAUGGAAGAAUUUCAGGCACUGUGACCCAACUGGUCAGAGAAGCUUUGAGGGAGGGGGAUUCUCAUAUCACACCCCAUAGAUGAAUGGCUAUCUAUAAAAUCAGCCUUGUCCCAUGAUUUGCAUUUGUACACUCUUGCACUAAGUAUGCAUCCAAAAGAAUUUCUGGGAAAUCUAUGGGAUGGUACUUCCCCUAUUUAAAAAAGUAAUUUGGGAUUGGGACUUGUAAUUGCAUUGAUGUGUAGAACUCAAACUGUAACCUCUGCCCUCCAUGUACUCUGUGAUCCAAUAACACUGGUCUCCUUGCUUUUCCUUGAACAAAAUACUGU